UUCACAGUUUUUUACUUCAAACUGUCAUUUUGAAUUGUUUAUUGUUUUCGAAACGUUUCGAAAUUCGCAUGAAUCAUCGAACGCCUGAGGCCAUCGUAAUCGCAAGUUACAGAAUAAGCACCUAACAGAGGACUUUGAGUGGCGCUUGAGCGAUUUCUGUCGUACGGGAAGCGUAGUGGUGUAUUGAUACAAGCGAGACUCGUAUGAACAAAAGACUAGACUGCGGUUGGAAAACGUUGCUGGGGCUUCUUGAAAGACGAUACCUGGGUUAGGACGCCGAGACACAGUGAUGGGCCACUUCUAGGCUAUCACCAGCAGCAGCAGUUGCAGCAGCAACCAGCAAUCAGCCACCAGCAGCAACAACUCGUUGAACCAGCGUCCUAGAGCUACUCGUGGUUGCUUGGAGAGUGGCAAAAGGACCAUGAUUGACCUCGGCCUGACAAAGGGCAGCUAGAAGAAAGUGCAUCGCCACAGUCUAGUGAUAUUGGCAGAGACGACGACAAAGUGCAGUGACGCAUCAUCCCUACGCGUAGCUGCUCUGAGUGUGUGAGCAAAGUGCAGUGACACCAACACCAAAAACCCCGGACGAGGUCAAGCGAUACAAACAUUGUCCUUCACCACUGUGUAUACAUUCCAACAGUCAAGCCACCCGCAUUUCCGUAUCCACUGGGUAAAACCAUAAUCUCCGGACGCCUGACGCCCGUUAUCAACUCAACAAUCAACCCCGUUUCCUGCCGUCUUCUCUCAACCCAUACGACGACGACGACGACAUUUCCAGACGGAUAACCCGGAACCAAGCAACCAUGCCCAUCAUUUACAGUGCGAUUUCGCGCGGCCAGACGGUUCUGGCGAAGUAUGCCGAUUGCGUCGGUAACUUUACCGAAGUGGCGGAACAGAUCAUCGAUCGUAUGGACGAGAAUGCGCCCAAGCUCACGUACAAACACGGCAAUUAUCUGAUUCACCUGAUCCGCGACAAUCAGAUCAUCUACAUGUGCAUCACGGACGACAAAUUCGAGCUCAACCGAGCGUUUGCGUUCCUGAUGGAGGUGAAAAACCGCUUCACACAGAUGUACGGGCUGACGGUGGCCACCGCGAUCGCGUACGCUAUGAACACAGAAUUCUCGACCGUGCUGUCCUCGCUGAUGUCGAGCUACAGUGACGACACGCAUACCGACACAAUCGGGCAGGUGAAGGAGCAGAUCGACGAACUGCGCACCAUCAUGGUGAAGAAUAUCGAAGGUGUUAUCGGGCGCGGCGAGCGGAUCGAUCGGUUGGAGACCGCCGCCGAUGGGCUGCUCGGUAGCUCUACGUCGUUCCGGCAGUCCUCUCGCCGGCUGUCCCGUGCCAUGUUUUGGCGCAGCGUCCGUAUGUACGUGCUGCUCGCUGCGAUUGUGCUGUUCAUGAUCUACGUCAUCGUCAGUAUGGCCUGUGGGGGGCUACUGUGGCAGAGCUGUCUCGCGUCUCCGUCCACCGGAGGCGCGUAAGAGUCGCGUUCGGCAAGCGAAGGUGGUUUGUUAUGUUUUUUUUUACUCUUUGCGUUAAAGAUGUGCUACCGAAUGGAUGGAUGGACAGAAACCGAUUAAGAGAGAAAGAGUGAACGAACGAGAAAUUGGGGGCAUAUGGCAGGAGCAAGUGAAACGCUACUGAUAAACUAUACAGUUUCUUUUUUUAUAAGAUAACUUUACUCCCGCCCCAAACAUACACUUACAAAACGCCUCGUUCCUUUGCGGAGCUGACGCGGCAACCAUCCAGCUCGAUGGCUAGGCAUUCACGUUACGAAUACACUCAGUAUCCAGUAGAAUAUCGUGUCCCCGACCCGGGAAGCCCAUACUGCAUACUAUCUUCGUUACGAUAACAGUAAUCCAAAUAGCUCAAGAAACACCGAUUUGCCUGUUUGUAAUCCGUUUAUCCGAUUCAAUUCUGCCGAUUGUGUGAUAUUGCGAUUGAAUGUUUCUUUUCCCAUUGCUCCUACUUCAGCAAAUUCCUUAAGUUUUUUAAAUUAUAUUUUCUCUAAGAUCUUGCAUUAUUUUGUACCCGCAUAUGUGUUGGUAAUAUUUUUUCUUUGCGGGGAUUCCGUGAUCGGCACGGAAGGGCGGUAGUUCUGCUCGCUCCGUGCACAUUCCUUAGCGGUGCCUUAGCGUGGUGCGAACCUGGAACGUGCAAUGCACAGGGCGCCCGAAUUCACACUAUGUUCUACGAACGCUAUUACGUUGGUUUCGUACGACUGAACCCCACGCAAACAGUACAGCAAAUUUUCGCGAACUCAUCAUCAUAUACACUGAGAGAGUAAACUGUAACUGUGUCUAAACUAUGUGAUCGCGAUCUUUCGCCCGUCAUAGACGACGAGCUGGGGAAAGGGUUUUUUUUUCCAUUUCUUAUUGUUACAGAACCAGCGAAACCCCACCAGCGUCUUCUCGCGCAUCUGUAUCUGCUCGCUCUCGCAGCAUCUACGCUAUUCAAACACUUUUCCUAUAGACGAACCCGUUUUUGGCCGAAAAAGUAAUCUCGAAUAGAACAAUACGAACGAAGGCGUACGAAAUGAGACUUAUGAGUAUGUGAAAUGUAUAGUGGUAAAGGAAUCCUGGCGCCGCUACUAGGAUUAGGAGAGGAUUGGAGGAUUGAAAUGGCGACACCGGUCGCAUUUAGAGCGUUCACCCAGAAUAUACUGUUACUGCUAAUUCGAAUGCUGUUUUCGUGUAUCCCUCACAGACAUUGAUGCAAAUAUAUUAUCAAGACCCCUUUUAGUA
Messenger RNA from Anopheles aquasalis, 2747 nucleotides. RefSeq names its product Vesicle-associated membrane protein 7 (gene Vamp7). Lineage: Eukaryota; Metazoa; Arthropoda; Insecta; Diptera; Culicidae. Gene Ontology annotation, molecular function: SNAP receptor activity; SNARE binding. Gene Ontology annotation, cellular component: membrane; SNARE complex. The record is from RefSeq and is a predicted model, not a curated record. Gene Ontology annotation, biological process: vesicle fusion; exocytosis.